UGGUGGGGGCUAUAGGGGCAACCCGGCAGGCGCCUGGCGGUUUACAAACUGCGGUGUUCGGGAGUCCCCUUAUGCGAGGCUGUGUCCCCCUUCGCCCGGCUCCCGAAGCUGUCUGGCUGCCGGCCCGCUCCCGGAAACCUCGGCAUCUGGUAACAAAGAGCCUGCCGGGCCGCCUGCUACCCGGGCUGCAGGAUUUCGGAGUCGGGCUCAGAGGCCGGGGUGGGGGGAGCGCGACCCGGGCCAUGCGUCCGGGUUUGCGACGGUGAGGGCGAGGCCGGCGCCUUCCCCCCUGCAGCCCGCGGGGUUCGGGGCGCAGGUGCUUCUGCUUCCCUGGCGACUUGCACCCGGGAAAGCGGCUUCACGCGCAUCCUCCGGCCGUGCCGGGCCGUCAGCGACAGGGCAAGGAGGCUCAGCACUGGCUACUGAGCCCCCGGGUUUGUCUGCGGGACUCAGAGGACCCGGCUCUUCCCCGAGCGCCCUGAAGCUUUGUGUAAGAAGCUGAGGAAAGUCUGACGGGAGUGUUUUUAAUAAUAAUAAUAAUAAAAGUUUUCUAAGUCUCAGUUUUUAGAAAUUUUUGCGGACUUUGCCAUACUCUACCUCUUCGCCUCCUUUCUCUUGCUCUGGGUGUCUUUUUUUCUCCCCCGCUAUAAACAUUUUUACUGGCCGCGGAGCAGACGAGAGAUGGACGUUUUGUAGUUGAAAUUGUAGCUUACAACCACGAGAAAGUAGGAAAGAUGGACAAAAAGUCCUUUGAAACGGUGCUGGAUGAAAUUAGAAAGGCUGUUUUGACGGAGUACAAAUUAAAAGCAAUUGAAUAUGUGCAUGGAUACUUCUCUAGUGAACAGGUGGUUGAUUUACUGAGAUAUUUUUCCUGGGCUGAGCCUCAGUUGAAGGCAAUGAAGGCAUUACAGCAUAAAAUGGUAGCUGUUCAUCCAGCAGAAGUAGUAAAUAUACUCAACUGUUUCACCUUCAGUAAGGACAAGCUAGUUGCUCUUGAGCUGUUGGCUUCAAACAUUGUCGAUGCUCAAAACUCUCGUCCCAUCGAAGAUUUAUUCAGGAUAAAUAUGUCUGAGAAGAAACGGUGCAAGAGAGUACUUGAACAGGCUUUUAAGGGGGGCUGCAAAGCUCCUCAUGCUAUGAUAUCUUCUUGUGGAACCAUCCCAGGAAAUCCAUAUCCCAAAGGAAAACCUAGUCGCAUAAAUGGAAUUUUCCCAGGUACACCUUUGAAAAAAGAUGGUGAAGAAUGUACCAAUGAAGGCAAAGGAAUAGCUGCACGGAUUCUUGGACCAUCCAAACCUCCUCCUUCAACAUACAAUCCGCAUAAACCUGUUCCUUAUCCAAUACCUCCAUGCCGGCCGCAUGCAACUAUUGCACCAAGUGCUUUCAACAAUGCAGGUCUGGUACCAUUGGCCAAUGUCAUAGCUCCAGGAGUACCUCCUCCACCUCCAUAUACUCCUAAUCCAGUAGGAACAGCAUUUUCUACCCCAGCAAGUCAACUCUUUUCUCCUCAUGGUUCUAAUCCUUCAACACCUGCUGCGACGCCUGUCCCUACUGCAUCUCCAGUCAAGGCAGUCAGUCAUCCGUCAGCAUCAGCAGCAGCCAGCAUUUCUGGGAUGAACAUGCAAAACACUGUCCUUCCUGUGUUCCCAGGACAGGUCUCCUCAGCCGUUCCUACGCCUCAGCCAUCGACACCAAACCCUACAGUGAUCAGAACCCUUUCGCUGCCUACUGCACCUGCUACUUCCAACCACAGUACAACAUCUGCUCCUAUUCCUUCUGUUUUUUCUGGCCUAGUGCCACUGCCAGGUCCUUCUGCUGCUCCUACUCCAGCCCCUCAAGCCACGUCUACACCUCGGGCCACUCUUGCUUCCAGUGAAACUUUCGCUUCUACUUCUGCUUCUUUCACUAGCCUCUCCUUUUCUGCCAACUCCACUGCUGCUUCUACCAACAACCCCAAUUCUGCUUCACUAUCGUCAGUGUUUGCAGGUCUCCCUUUGCCCUUAGCACCAACAUCCCAAGGUGUAUCCAACCCAACUCCCGUAAUUGCCGGUGGUGCUGCUCCCAGUGUUGCUGGUCCACUUGCUGUAAACAGCCCUCUUCUGUCUGCUUUAAAAGGCUUUUUGACAUCAAAUGACUCCAACUUAAUGAACUCCUCUGCUUUAUCCUCUGCUGUUACAAGUGGGCUGGCUUCAUUAUCUUCUCUCACUAACCCCAACUCUGAUGCUGCUGCUUCAGCCCCUAGCAAAUGCUUCACCCCCUCGGCCGUUCCUGCUCCCCAGAGGUCUUCCACUCCAGGGAUGGCCAUGUUUCCGGGCCUGCCAUCCCCUGUGGCUAACGCCACUUCUGCUGCCCCUACUUUGCCUGCCCAGUCUCCCUUGGCUACUCCCACGUCCUCCUCAGCGUCUGUGCCAGUGAGCUGUGGCUCCUCCACUGCCCUUUUGCAUGGCCCUCACCCAGGUACCUCAGAACUGCACCUUCCAUCCACCCCUGCUGUAACGACAAUUCCAGUGAUGAUCAAAACUGAGCCCACGAGUCCUACUCCCUCCGCCUUCAAAGGCCCGUCUCAUUCCGUGAAUCCCGCUCAUGGCACGUUAGGUUUGUCAGGGACCUUGGGCCGUGCAUAUCCCUCAACAUCAGUGCCCAUCAGUCUGUCUACUUGCCUUAACCCCGCAUUAUCAGGGCUCUCCAGUUUGAGUACUCCCUUAAAUGGUUCAAAUCCUCUUUCUUCCAUUUCCCUUCCACCACAUGGUUCCUCUGCUCCUAUCCCUCCAGUAUUUACUGCUCUGCCUCCUUUUACUUCUCUAACCAACAGUUUUCCCUUAACUGGCAACCCAUCCCUUAAUCCCCCAGUGUCUCUCCCGGGGUCAUUAAUAGCCACCUCAUCUGCCCCUGCCACCUCCACCUCCGUCCCUCAUCCCAGCUCGACAGCAGCCGCUCUCUCAGGGCUUUCUGCCUCAGCACCAGUCUCGGCAGCACCUUUCCCCCUCAACCUGUCUACUGCUGUCCCCUCGCUUUUCUCAGUCACCCAAGGACCUCUGCCAUCCUCAAACCCCUCCUAUCCCGGCUUUUCUGUCUCGAAUGCCUCAAGUGUUACCCCUGCCCUUUCCUCAUUCCCGGGGCUGCAGGCGCCCUCCACAGUUGCAGCUGUCACCCCACUGCCUGUUGCUGCCACCGCCCCAUCUCCAGCCCCCGUCCUCCCAGGAUUUGCUUCAGCGUUCAGCUCCAAUUUCAACUCUGCUCUCGUUGCACAAGCCGGCUUAUCAUCUGGACUUCAAGCUGCAGGCAGUUCUGUUUUUCCAGGCCUUUUGUCCCUCCCAGGUAUCCCUGGGUUUUCCCAGAAUCCUUCGCAAUCAUCUUUGCAAGAAUUACAGCACAAUGCAGCAGCACAGUCAGCAUUGUUACAGCAGGUGCAUUCCGCUGCGGCUCUGGAAAGCUAUCCGGCUCAGCCUGAGGGCUUCCCUAAUUACCCUUCCACACCAGGAACACCGUUUUCUUUACAAACAGGCCUGUCCCAAAGUGGGUGGCAGUGAACAAGUUUUGAUUUUUCUUCUCCUUCGAUUCAUCAUCAGAAUUGCCUAAGAACUAUAGUGAAGAAUCUGAUAAAUGUGAAUUUGGCCAAAAGUCAGAAAAUGAAAAUGAGGCUAAUCCUGGGGAAAUUAUGACAAGAGUUUUUAAAUCCCACUUGUGUUUUAAAAAGGGUUUUAAGUAAAAACAUCCCCAUGUGUAAAUAUGCUGACAAUGACUAAAUUGUAUGGAGAAUAGUAUUUCAGAAGUAUUUGGGGACUUUUCACCUCCCAUCCUACAAAAUUAUGAAUUGUGUAUGUGAUCUACAUAGAAAGAAUAUUAAUGAGGACAUUGAACUCUUUAUAGCCGAAUACAGCCUUAAAUCUGCUUGUAUAGCAUCCACUGACAGAAGUAAUAGUUGUGCCUCAAGCUUUUGGGUUGCACAUGGCCCUUGAGGAGUUUCCACCCUCGGUAUGCAUGAGUGACUCCCGUUAGCAUCAGCGAGAACCCAGUACUCCAUUAUGUAUCCACAAAAAGGAACUUGAGACCCACCGUUAUAUUUAAUUUCUAGUGUUAAGGAUCAUAUAUACUGAUGAAUUUAACUCAAUAUAUUUCAGGUAAGUGAAAAUGGUGCUUAAUGUAGUCUUUAGAAUGACUUUCAGGUGUUUUUGACUAAAAAUAUAUACCCAGAACUACUUUCUUACAGAAGGCUUAUAAUUUGCCUUCAAAACAUUUUUCCUAAUCUCAGCAGUAUCCAAAUGAGUGAGGAACACUUGACUGACUCCUGGGCCGCCUCUAUUGCUCAUUGUACUCUGGAAGCUCUUGGUGAAUGUUUACAAUCACAGGAUGUAGUAUUUCUAUUUGUACUUAAAGUCAAAUGCUUAUCUGAAAUAAUUAUGUGACAACAAAUAGAGAAGACUUGCUCUGUUAGUAAAUAUGCAGUGUGUAGUCUAUUUAAGGAUCUGUGGUAGUAUAACAUGAUUGAAUGUCAUUAACUUAAGAGUAAUAACUGCCACGUUAGGGGAGGGGGGAGAAGAAGGGAGAAUAAAUUCCAAUUCAGUGAUUAAAAGUGUAAACUAUAGAAUCUACUGUAGUACAUUUCAGCAUCUAGAAGUUCUACUUUUGUAAAGAUGGUGUCUAGAAGAUGUUGCAAAUGUAUUUUCCUUCAACAUGGGGAACAAUCUUUUUAAGUAUAUUAAUAAAUAUUCCUGUAUGGUUAGUUUUUAACAAUUUUUAAAAAUAAACUUUAUGGAUAAGACAAAUCUUUUAUAAGUGUUUGAUGAAAUGCUUGGAUGGAUUUUUUUUAACUUUUUGUAUGUACUAGAGUUAAUAUAUUGAAUAUUUUUGUCAAAAUUUACAAAGCUCAAUUUAAACCUGUUGCUCAGUCCUUUAAUAUGUUAUGCAGAAGUCAUGUUCAGCACUUGAAAUACACUGAUUGCCUUUAAUUAUCUUCAAGCACAUAAUGGUCUCAGUAGUUAAUCUGAUAGCAAUUAUUAGAAGUUGUCAUUUGUUCUUUUUAAAUCUGUGCUCAUAAAACUUUUUAAGAUUGUA
Messenger RNA from Oryctolagus cuniculus (rabbit), 5055 nucleotides. The record is from RefSeq and is a predicted model, not a curated record. Lineage: Eukaryota; Metazoa; Chordata; Mammalia; Lagomorpha; Leporidae.